This is a messenger RNA of Geodia barretti, 1641 nucleotides long. NCBI's taxonomy places the organism in Eukaryota, Metazoa, Porifera, Demospongiae, Tetractinellida, Geodiidae. The record is from the annotation of a GenBank genome assembly.
AUGGCAAAGGUUACAGGCAGUUAUCUUAUCGCCAAGACGCUCGCAGAAGAGGGCGUGGAGAAGCUCUUCUACCUAAUGGGAGGGCCUGACUUCGACAUCGUGAUGGGCUGUCAGGACUUCGGCAUCGAGACGAUAGACUUCCGCCAUGAGCAGGCGGCGGCGUUCGCGGCGCAUGCAUACGCGCGUGUUACGGGCAAGCCCGGCGUUUGCACGGCAGCAUCGGGACCUGGAACUCUGAACCUGCUCACGGGCGUGUAUGCAGCGUCCAUCGACUGUUCGCCGAUGGUCAUCCUGGGCGGCGCUAGCGCGGUGCAUGAAAUCGGCAGAGAGUCGUUCCAGGAGGUUGACCAGGAGCGUAUCAUGGAGCCGAUCGUCAAGUACUGGCAUCGGCCCACGAUGGCGGCGCGCUAUCCCGAAAUCGUGAGCACUGCGUAUCGACAGUCGAUGUCCGGCAGGCCGGGACCUGUGUACAUCGACUGCGGCGCGGAUGUGCUGUACGAAGAGAUUGAAGAGGACGCGGCGGUGAAGCCCACACGCGCAGCGCGUAAGUCGGUGCCCGCCGGCGAUGCGGCGGCUAUCAGCGAAGCGGUGGAUAUGCUAGCGGAGUCGGAGCGCCCGGUCAUAUUCUCGGGCGGCGGCGUAUUCUUCUCGGGCGCAUCGCCUGAGAUGGAGCGGCUGGUUGACCUGACGAGCACGCCCUUCUACACCGCGCCGAUGUCGCGCGGCGUUGUGCCGGAAGACCAUGCCGUAUCGUUCCAAGGCGCGCGCAGCACGGCGCUGCGAGAGGCAGACCUUGUGCUGGUAAUCGGGACGCGCAUGAACUGGAUGAUCAACUAUGGGCAGCGCUUUGGCACCGCGAAGGUGGUGCAGAUUGACAUCGAGGCGAGCGAGAUCGCGCACAACCGCGAUGUUGACCUGGGCAUCGUGGGCGACGCCAAGUCUAUUCUGGGGCAGAUGGUCGCGGAAAUAGAAGAGCGACCCGAAGAUUUCGCGGGCAGGCUGGAAUCGCCCUGGAUCUCACGCCUGCAAGAGGACAACGACCGCCGCGCCGGUCAGCAGGACGUUCUGCUGAACUCGGACCAGACGCCGAUACACCCGCUGCGGCUCUGCAAGGAGAUACGCGACUUCCUGGAUCGGGACGCCAUCCUGUGCGUUGACGGCAACGAGAUACUGCACUUCGGGCGGCAGUCGCUACCGACAUUCGUGCCGGGCCACAGGCUGAACUCCGGCGUAACCGGCACCAUGGGCGUUGGUCUGCCCUACGGCAUCGGGGCGCAGGUAGCCAAGCCUGACACGCAGGUGCUGGUGUUGCACGGCGACGGCUCGAUGGGCAUGAACGCGAUGGAGAUCGACACCUGCGUUCGCUUCAACCUGCCGGUGGUAACGGUCAUCAGCAACAACGCAGGCUGGACGGCGCGAGCGCCUGACCGCCGAAAGCCCGGGCGUGAGAUGGGCUUCACGAAUUACGACGGCAUGGCGCGUGAGCUCGGCGCAUACGGCGAAAAGGUUACGGAUCCGGACGAGAUUCGACCGGCGCUUGAGCGCGCGUUCGCUAGCGGAAAGCCCGCUGUGGUGAAUGUCAUCGUAGAGCCGACGGCAGCAGGCGUCUCGCGUGCGUGGGGCGGCUCGCGGAUGGAGUAG